CCACAAUGGCCGCCAUAUUGUGCACAACUGAGGGGGACUGGGCAAUAAAGUGAAUCCCUGAUUGGAAGUGGUCAGCUGCGUAGCAUUAAUAAUCUUAAAAAUGGCUUGGAUAACCUAAAGAUUAUAGAGGAAUCGUUUUUAAAAUCGACUAKUGUUCAAAGCUAUAAAAUUCUUGAGUGAUUAAUGUGAUAGGAACGCCUGGGCGUUUAUGUGCUUGUAUUCAAACGAAAACAUCUGCUAAUCGUGUAAUAAUGCUGCUUCUACAAUUGUUCAAUUUGAUGUUGAUUGUCCUGGAAAGAUGGCCAAGGUUUUACUGCUAGCUCCUUUCGUUUGCCUCUUUACACUAACAUUUAGUUACGUGGAUGAAAAGGAAGAAACCCUCCCAACCAAAUGUCAUGUGUGUAAACACAUGACAAGAGAGCUUGUUGAAGAACUUGUUAGAUCAGGCAAAUCAAAGGAUGUUCUUUAUAUGGGACAAGUGUUUCAAAAACAACCCAAAAAAAUUCCUUAUCAACAGUCUGAGUUGAGACUAACAGAGGCACUUGAAAAUGCCUGCUCAAAUGUUUUAGAAUACAAGGUUCACAAAGACAAACCAUUACCUUUUAGAUAUGAAAAAGUUGAAAGUACAACCUUUAAAACUCUAAAAGGACUUAAAAAUAAAGGAGUAAAAGUGGAUCUUGGUUUUCCUGAUGAACUGUGGGACACACCUGAUGCUGAGGUUACUAGAUUAAAAUCCAAGUGUGAACAAAUGGUUGAGCAGUAUGAAGAUGAUAUCAGUCAUUGGUACUGGAACAUGCCUGAUUCUAAUUUAACACAAUGGCUUUGUGUUAAUAAAAUUUUGAAAUCUGGAGAAAAUAAUUGUUUAAAUGAAACUGCCAAUCAGAAUAGAAAAAUUUGGAAGAGAGAGCAAGAAAUGAAAUCAAAUGAAAAAGAAGAAAAGCAAGUUAARGAACCUGACCUUCGUUUGGAUGAACAACAAAGCAAAGGAAAGCUGAUUCAGCAGCAAGGAGAAGAACCGAAUGAAAGGUCAGAUGGAAUUACCAAAGCAAAAAGGGAGGCUCUUCGCGAUCGCCUUCGUUCUAUAGUUGAUCCCAACCGACUUCGAGAAGAAAUCCGUAAAAUCCGAAACAAGGAAUUGAAAGACUACGAAUCUUACCCAGUAAAAUCCGAUGACGUUCAUGAUUUACGGAGAGAAAUUGAGAAUCGCGCACUAAGUUUACAAAACAAUAAUGAUGUGCGGGACAGUCUUACUAUUCAUGAAAUGCUACAGAUAUACAUUGAAGACGCAAAAUCCAUUCGAGAUAAGAAUGAAUUGCGCAGGUCUCUGGAGGAUUUAAAUGCAUUAACAGGCAUAAUUGGMAAUCGAGAUAUCCAUAAUGAGUUGUAAAUGGGUCUCUAAUGGAUGUAUAAUGUAAAUAACUACAAAAAGUCUCAUAUUCACUGUGUCAAUUGGCUGCAUUAAUAAUACUUUGAAUGA
Molecule: messenger RNA, 1477 nt
Organism: Exaiptasia diaphana
Lineage: Eukaryota; Metazoa; Cnidaria; Anthozoa; Actiniaria; Aiptasiidae
Product: protein canopy 4
Exons: 6
Coding region: 299-1387 (362 amino acids)
Source: RefSeq, a predicted model, not a curated record